AUGCCCCCCUUUUUCUCUCCCCCCUGGCUAAAAGGAAAGAUGAAAAUUCCCCUGGGCUGUGUGCGCCCAUUCAACACGUACAACAUCCCGUCCAUUAUCAACAACACUAAGGUGCACAGAACGUAUAGAGAAAACCGCAAACGAAAUGAAGACGACUUGAUGAAAAUUUAUAACAAAGAAUUGGUGGCAUUCCCGUAUGAUGAGGAAAGAUUUAAUAAGCUGCUAAAUAUUCAUGGGACAGCGAGAAAAAAAAAUGUGGCCGAUUUUUUCUUCAAUCCACAGAUGUAUAUCAAUGUGAAGAAUGACAGGGUAAUGAAUGUCACCCCUUCCCAUUUCGCCAUUGGAAAUGUGGAUAAGUGUUUCCUGUUCGAGAAGGAGUAUUUGGACAGUUUUUUCCCUGAGGGGUUAGCGGGGGAGUUACCCAAGGAUAUCUUGAUGCACGAUGGGGGGGGCACCCAUCGGGAAAGCGGUACACAAGCCAAAGGAAAGGAGGCCUUCCCCGAUGGUGAUCACCAAAAUGAUAACCUCGACUUGUUUCUGCGAGAACUAGAAAAGAAUCAUAUGGUGCCAGAUGAACGCAUGAUAAAGAAUGCGCAAAAUUUGAAGGGAGUAGGGCUGUUGUUCAGAAAAUUGGCGUACGAAAUUGUAGACGAGUUGAAACAUUUUGGAGAGAAUUACAAAUUGUGCAAACGGAGAGAUUCCUACAAGUUGGAUAGCUAUUUUGCCAAAAAAGGUGAAUGUGCUAGCUACUAUGAUGGUGGUGAUCCGAAUGGAGACUCAACUGAGGAAUCAUACAACUUCGGGAGCAAUGAUGCAAGCAACUUCGGGAGCAACGAUGCAGGCAACUUCGGGAGCAACUACAACGGGAGGUCCUACAAAAGUAGAAGCUUCCUAAUAGACGGAAAAAGGGGAACAGGAAAGAGCUGCAUCCUAAACACCAUAGUUCUGUGGGCAAAGUUAAACCAAUGGUUUGUUAUAUUCGUCCCCGAUAUAAAAAAAUAUAAAUUUGACAUUAACACGAUUGUCCGAAGUAAUACGAACUUGUACAUUCAGCCAGAACUUAGCAGACAAUUUCUGGAAGACAUAGUAAAAACAAAUGAAUCCUUUUUAAAAAAGUUAAAAGUUGAUAAAAAAAUUCUCGAAAAUACCUGCCUAGAUGGAACACAUUUAUUGUACAAUAAAAAAAUUUAUGAUGAAAUAAUCAGAAAAACCAUCGAUGCAGAAAUAGUAAAUGAUGAAGAAAAUUAUAAGGCCUUAAAUGAAAGGGAAAAGAAUUUGUACAUGCAAAAAUUGUACAAAUUUUAUUAUGAUAAUGUAAAAAUACCAAAUUUAUUGGAUAAAUUUUCAGUACCUCCUAAUUUGUUAGAAUUAGCACAUAUUGGUAUAAAUAAUGUGUCAUAUGCUAACCUGUGCAUUUAUGCAUUGUUUGAACAUUUGAAAAGGCAAACUGAAUUCCCCAUUCUGAUUGCUGUAGAUCAGUUCAACUUCAACCUCAGUGUUUCAGAAUAUCUUUCCAUCAAUUUUGAAAAUACAAAAUAUAAUGGGUACAUUCCUACGUACUAUUUCACUAUUCCUAAAUUGCUACUAAAGUGGGACGCAAAUAAAUAUAAAAGGUGCGUUAAAAUUGUUUCCACCUGUUGGGACAGAGAAAAUAGAAGAAAUUUCAGGCCAGAAUUAUUGGGAAUACACAAAAGGGAUGUUAAAACAGCUCGUAAUUUCACCCUCCGCGAGUUUAAGAAUUUUGUUUCCCAUUUGUACAACCAGAAUGUCAUAUACAAUUUCGAUGUAAAUAAGUUGGAAUACUUCUACAUGCUCACUGGAGGAAAUGGUUUUCAGGCAAGAAAGCUCUUAACCACAUUGUACUGA
Messenger RNA from Plasmodium knowlesi strain H, 1866 nucleotides. Its product is annotated as ribosomal protein S29, mitochondrial, putative. The record is from RefSeq and is a predicted model, not a curated record. Bases 1 to 1866 code for a protein of 621 amino acids. Lineage: Eukaryota; Apicomplexa; Aconoidasida; Haemosporida; Plasmodiidae. The transcript is spliced from 2 exons. Gene Ontology annotation, molecular function: structural constituent of ribosome. Gene Ontology annotation, cellular component: mitochondrial small ribosomal subunit.